GUUUGGUGCGUGUGUAUGUGUGUGUGUGUGUGUGUACAAUCGGAGGGAAAGUUCUUCUUUCCCAUGCGCCAACAGUUCAGUUUGUUUUGCGACGGCGUGGCAUGUGGUUGCGUCGAGCAACGUCGUCGUCUGAUGCCCCAUGCUUUUUUUCUUUUCUUCCCUUCUCUCUCACUGCCAUUAAAGUCUUUUCAUUCGAAUUUUUUCUUUUUUACUUCUCGUGGUGAAUCACGCACGUUGAUGACGAACUUUGUCGAGUGCCAACGAAACAAUCGCUCGUGUGUGUCGACUUGAUUACACCGGAAGUUCGGGUGUGUAUGCCCGUUCCCUCCAUUUUCGUUUCUUUUUUACUUCAGUCGUACCAGUGAAUUCCUUUCCGCCAGCGUACACACACAAAACAAGAGGAAGUGGGGUAAAGAAAGAGCGCCAUGCGUCUGUCGUGGCCGAUACGGCCCAACAAUCGAAGGAUCUUAACGGAUGGCGAAGAAGAUGCGGAAGGCAGAAUGGUGGUGGUUGAAACGCCCGUCUCGUACGAUAUGCCAUCAUCUCCUGGCUCCGUGUCGACUACCAAUGACGCGGCUACUCUGAUCGCUUCACCGGAGCACCGCUCAUCGUUAACGGCCACCAAUAACCGAAGGAUCAGCCGUUACGGAGCCCAACAGCUCGAAGCCAUUUCGGUGCUUACAUCAGACGAUGAUGAAGAUGACGACGAGUACGAACAGAAAAGGCAACUAUUAACUGACAAAUGGCGCCAGCUGUUUGACCAGUUCGAUCCGGAGGGGUUCGGAGAGAUUCCGUGGGAGGAUUUCGGCCGGGCGCUGCGGUCGCCUGAAUUUCGUCAACACAUCGAACCGCACAAGAUCCAACAGCUGGAGGAGAAAUUUCACUUGCAACAACAACUGGACAACGACCAGGAAGAGGACAACAAGAGCGGCUGCAGCGGUGGCGGUCACCACGGCGACCGACCCAGCCGACCAUCCGAAUAUCGAACGUCGGCCAUCACCUUCCAGGACUUUGUCAAUGUGAUGAGCGGGAAGCGGAGCCGGAGUUUCAAGUGCGCCGUGCAUCACCGCGACCGUCAAGUGUGCAGCGAAAACGAUUUUCACCUGCUCAUCCAGCCGCCCACACUAUUUCAAAGAAUGGUGAAGGUGAUUGCAGACGAGUUCCUGACGGACGAACGGGAGCGAAAGUAUUAUGCGGACCGCUAUUCGUGCUGCCCGCCGCCCCUUUUCAUCAUCUUCAUCACGUUAGUUGAGUUGGGCUUCUUCACUUAUUACACGGUGGUGAUGGGAGAGAUUAACCCGUCGGGACCAGUGCCCAUCAACUCCAUUUUCAUCUACCGGCCGGACAAACGCGGCGAAAUUUGGAGAUUUCUCCUCUACAUGGUCUUGCACGCUGGGUGGCUACAUUUACUGUUCAACUUAUUGGUGCAAGUCUUGGUCGGCCUACCCCUCGAAAUGGUCCACGGCUCUAUGAGAAUAGGAGCCGUUUAUAUGGCUGGUGUCUUGGCCGGUUCGUUGGGGACAUCUGUCUUCGACACGGACGUUUACCUCGUCGGUGCCUCUGGUGGUGUCUACGCUUUACUAGCGGCCCAUUUAGCCAACGUUUUGCUGAACUAUAACAAUAUGGAAUUCGGAAUCGUUCGAUUGAUCGGAAUUUUCAUAGUCGGUGACGCCGACGUUGGAUUCGCCAUCUACGACCGAUACGCGGCCGAACAAUUGGGUCCGCCCGUCUCUUACGUGGCUCACUUAACGGGUGCUUUGGCCGGCCUAACGAUCGGCCUCCUUGUCUUGAAGAAUUUUGAGCAAAAACUUCACGAGCAGCUCAUCUGGUGGGUGGCAUUGGGUGUCUAUGCGGCUUGCACGCUCUUCGGAAUCCUGUUCAACGUUUUCAAUCCCGAUCCUUUUUAUCCGGCAAACUGACUCCAAGUUCAAACUGUUGUGAAAACUGGCCGCUAGAUGUCCUUAGUGCGGAAGGAUUCCAAUCGCAGCCGCGAGAUGGUGGCAUCAGUGAGCAAGAAAACAAAAACAAACAAUGGUUCUUGGUGUUUUUUUUUUUUUUUUUUUUUCUAUUUUGGGUGCAAAAAGAAAUAACCAAAGUGGAAAAACGAAGUGUUCAGUGAAGAAAGCGCCACCCCGCUAAAAACACAAACAUAAAAAUUUAUAUACGCAUCGAAGAGAUUUAUUUCUCCCAAUGAAAAAGAAACAAAAAGGAAAAAAAAAAAAAACGUCGGCGAAUUAUCAUCGAAGAGUACCAGCUAGUCGAACGGAAAACGCACGAUGAUUGGACACGGUUUGACAGAAACUAUAUCUUUGACCUUCUUCUUUCCUGUUUUGUUGGUUGUCCGUCUCUCUCGCUCGCGACUCGUUCAAAAUGGUUUACCUUUUUCAUCAUCUCUAUUUGUCCUCCUUUUUUCAGAAUGAUAUUUACAAAUUGAGGAGGAUGUUAUAUAUAUAACGCGAUCCAAAGUUAUGAUUGUUGAUCUUUCUGUUGUCACACUUUUAAAAACAAAUUGGUUUCUUGUGUAGUUUUGCCUUUGCAUGCAUGUUGAGUCUGAACACCGUCACCCUUUCAUUCGAGUCAAAGUCCCUUCCUCAUCAAGUCUGCAAAAAACUUGUCACGCAAGUCAACAGACCUUGUUUUCUAUCCAUUUUUUAAAGCAAAAUAUUACCCGUCAUUCUUUCUCCCCAAUCUAUACCCCCUGCCUCACAAAAUUAUUUGUCCACCCAUCUCCAAUGCACUUGCAAGUUGUUACUCUGUAUUCUUUCACUUUUUACCUUCCUCCUGGCCUUGAAGGUCUGCCUGGCCAUAUAGUCAUUGUUCUCUUGUCACAGAGAGAGAAUGGAAGGCAAGAACGUUUGAUUACUUUGACCAUUGGAGGUCAGAGUAUCUCGCAAGUCUCCACCAAACGAAAACAAAAAAUAU
Molecule: messenger RNA, 2922 nt
Organism: Daphnia carinata
Lineage: Eukaryota; Metazoa; Arthropoda; Branchiopoda; Diplostraca; Daphniidae
Product: rhomboid-related protein 2-like
Exons: 11
Coding region: 426-1919 (497 amino acids)
Cellular component (GO): membrane
Molecular function (GO): serine-type endopeptidase activity
Source: RefSeq, a predicted model, not a curated record